AUGCCGAAGAACCGUCCGGCCACGUCGGGCUACGCUCGUCUUGCCCAGGAGGAAGAGGAACGCGGCUACCACCAUGACGAUUCAGAAGAUGAUGAAAUUGCUGCUGUCACCUCAACAAUCUCAGCAUCCGCCUCUCGCUAUGCGCCCAUUUCCUCUCGAGCCCAGAUGCAGGCUCAUUACCAGCGGCGCGGCCGUCGCAACUCUGGUGUCGAUAUUAAAGCUAUCAACGCGCGGCUGGAGAAAUGGGCGGAUGAGAUUGCAUCCAAGUUCAAGAUCAAUCGCGUCAAGGGCAAGACAUUCGAGGAGGAAAAGCUAGAAAUCUACCACUCUGUCUUUCAAGCGCCAAAUGGGAUUCGACCCAUCACGGUGGAGGAGCUCGAGACAGAUGAGUUUGAGGGUCAACAGAGAAAAGCUCGUGCUGAAUUCGAGGAGAUAAUCGAGAGUGUGCGGUUGGCAAUCGAGAUGGAUGUGCACCCACGCAUGAUCGCUCAAGGGAGCUCAGGCAGUUACUUUGCUCGGAAUCCGGAGGGAAAGGUCGUGGGUGUUUUCAAGCCAAAGGACGAAGAGCCAUACGCAUCACGGAACCCCAAAUGGACCAAGUGGAUUCAUCGGAAUCUCUUCCCUUGUUUCUUCGGCCGGGCCUGUCUCAUUCCUAAUCUUUCCUACGUCUCCGAGGCUGCCGCAUACGUCCUCGAUGCUCGUCUGCGCACAAACAUGGUUCCGUACACCGACAUUGUUUACCUCUCGUCGCGAUCAUUCUUUUAUGACUUUUGGGACCGACGCAAGGCGCGCAAAGGAAAGAAGAUCCUGCCCCCAAAGGCUGGUAGCUUCCAAGUGUUUUUGAAAGGAUACAAGGACGCCAAUAUUUUCCUUCGCGAACACCCGUGGCCCGAUCAAGCCAACACGGGAUUCCGUGCCCAAGACGCCCCCAAGCGCAAGAAACGACCAUGGAACGAGGCGUGCCGACCGUCAGGCGCGCAAUCCGACGAUGAAGACGACGAUGAGACCGGCGACAUUCCCACACCAAAUCCACGCGACGAAGUUCGCGAGCGCAGAUUUCAUUGGACGGAGAACUUGAAGCAGUCAUUCCGCGAGGAAUUGGAAAAGCUUGUGAUUCUGGACUACAUCAUGCGCAACACAGAUCGCGGUCUGGACAAUUGGAUGGUCAAGAUCGACUGGGGCACAGAGCAGGUCUCAAUAGUCGCAGAGCCGCCCAAGAAAAAUGAACCUACGCCUCAACAUGACGAAGACGAAUUGAUGCCGCCGCCUCGACCGGUGUCUGUCAAUUCUAACGGCUCUCACCCUUAUAAGCGCCAGGAGACAAUGAUGGCCGUUAGCCGCACUGGUACACCCCUCGCAUCCUCAGAGCAGCAGGCAUCGAUUCAAAUUGGCGCUAUUGACAACAGUCUAUCAUGGCCGUGGAAACACCCGGAUGCUUGGCGAAGCUUCCCCUUUGGAUGGCUUUUCUUGCCCGUUUCAUUAAUAGGUCAACCGUUCUCGCAAAAGACCCGUGAUCAUUUCCUGCCUCUUUUAACUUCCACUGCAUGGUGGAGCGGGACCCAGAUGGCAUUGCGCCAAGUAUUCUCUCAAGAUGAUGACUUCAAAGAAAGCAUGUUCGCACGACAGAUUGCGGUGAUGAAGGGCCAGGCCUGGAAUGUGGUGGAGACGUUGAAGCAACCCGACCAUGGACCUCUCGAAUUGACCCGGAGAACUCGGGUUUGCGUGUGGGAUGAUCUAGUGGAUGUGCCCGUCGCCAUCCCGAUGCGAGCACCAUCUACAGAUGCCGGAAGACGUCAAGCAUCAAAUUACGACUACGACGAAGAGGAGGAGAUGGACAUUGGUGCUGCUGUCUCAUCCACAGCCGACAACAAUCAUGACCUUUUAGGUCUGGAGUCCGCACCGACCGAUCUCCCGAACCCGAAUCGAUUUGAGCUUAACCGUGGGCCUUUGGACAGAGAUUCACCUGGUGGUUCUGCGACUCUAAAUGAUGGCUACUUUGCUCGUCGCACUGGAGAAGGCGCUUAUGCGAGGUCAUUGGAUGGUUGGCCUGAGCAAGCGCAUCGGCCUGCGCAGAGUCAUAAGCAUGGCGGCUCCGUCUCAUUCCGGGUGCCACACAUCAAUACUUUCGGCAGCGACGAUCUAGAAGGGGAUUUGGGAUAUGCUGCCGCCGAAGGUAUGGAAGGAAACCAACGCAAGGUCAUUGUAGAGCGUCUUGAAGCGGUCAAGAGCAAGAACCCCGUGUUCACUUGGUGCUAG
Molecule: messenger RNA, 2256 nt
Organism: Penicillium oxalicum
Lineage: Eukaryota; Fungi; Ascomycota; Eurotiomycetes; Eurotiales; Aspergillaceae
Product: 1-phosphatidylinositol 4-kinase LSB6
Exons: 3
Coding region: 1-2256 (751 amino acids)
Biological process (GO): Golgi organization; endosome organization; phosphatidylinositol phosphate biosynthetic process
Cellular component (GO): trans-Golgi network; fungal-type vacuole membrane; lysosomal membrane
Molecular function (GO): 1-phosphatidylinositol 4-kinase activity
Source: RefSeq, a predicted model, not a curated record